Molecule: messenger RNA, 1703 nt
Organism: Oncorhynchus nerka (sockeye salmon)
Lineage: Eukaryota; Metazoa; Chordata; Actinopteri; Salmoniformes; Salmonidae
Product: grpE protein homolog 1, mitochondrial-like
Exons: 4
Coding region: 42-689 (215 amino acids)
Biological process (GO): protein import into mitochondrial matrix; protein folding
Cellular component (GO): PAM complex, Tim23 associated import motor
Molecular function (GO): protein homodimerization activity; protein-folding chaperone binding; adenyl-nucleotide exchange factor activity
Source: RefSeq, a predicted model, not a curated record
UUUGGGCUACUACGCUCCUUCAGCUUGUGUUAUCACUGAAAAUGGCGAGCUGGUGUGUACGAGCUGUAAGACAGAGUUACUAUGUUGCGGCAUCGCCUUCAUUACUAAGGGCAUCCCCGCGGCUCCUAUGCACAGCAGCUCAUCAGAAGAGUGGCCAGGGGUCGGAGGAGGACCAGAAGGCUGAGCAGAGCCCUGCAGAAAAGGCCUUGGUUGAGGAGAAGGGUCAGCUGGAGGAGCAGCUUAAGGAGGUCACGGACAAGUAUACGCGCUCUCUGGCAGACAUGGAGAACCUCAGGACGAGGAGUCAGAAGAUGGUGGAAGACGCAAAGAAAUAUGGAAUCCAAGGCUUCUGCAAAGACCUGCUGGAGGUGGCAGACAUCUUGGAGAAGGCGACGGACAGUGUGCCCAAGGAGGAGGUGACCUCUCAGAAGAACCCCCACCUGAAGAACCUGUACGAUGGCCUGGUGAUGACAGAGACGCAGAUCCAGAAGGUCUUCGCAAAGCACGGCCUGUUCAAGCUCAACCCCGACGGAGGGCAGAAGUUUGACCCCUAUGAGCAUGAGGCUCUAUUUCACGCCCCCGUGGAGGGUAAAGAGCCUGGCACGGUCGCCAUAGUAACCAAGGUGGGCUACAAGCUCCAUGGGCGCACCCUCCGGCCGGCACUGGUAGGCGUGGCCAAAGCCCCUUAAAAAAAAAGAGAUUCAGUGUGACCGUGAUGUUGUUGUUGCCUGGGCAACGGAUCGCCUUGGGUACAGCAGGCUGGUCAGAGCCCCCUCCCCAACCACCUAACGUUGCCUCAGAGGCAGGAAUCCAACUGAUGUCGUUACCAUGGACGACAUCAUCACACAGCCUGUUUUGACUGUGCAUAUCGACUCUCCACCCUUCUCCGGAAGUGUGCACUUGCUCACUCCCCGUCAUGAAUUGAAAAGCAUUGGAUUGAUAUAAGCAUUGGUUGGAGGGAGUUUACACUGUCUUUAAAUCCAUGACAGGGAGUGUGCAAGUUUAUACUUUGGGAGAAGGGUAGAUAAUUGGGACAGAGCCCAUGUAUAUGCCGGGAGCAAAUAUGUUUUAACAGAAGUAAUGGCAUGUAGAGCACAGAACCAGUUUCAUGCAAGUUAUUUCUGUCGUAUUUGUCAUCGGGGUCAGAUUCCAUUCAUCUCUUUGUCCAGUCAUUGUAAUUGUUGUGUUAUGGAUGGGAGAAUGUAAUGGAUCUCAUUGAUUAUAGACAACUGUUGUCAUCACUAUCAUAACUAUCAUACAAUUGAAUUUAAAAUGACAUUUUUCCUGUUAGAUAGUCUUUGGCACAACUUAAACCUGUAUAUUGCUGUUUUAGUAUUGCUUCCAGGAACACUUUUACAUGUACUGUAUACUUAAUUUUCAGAAAUGAUGUCUAGACAAAUUGAUUAUUGUUUAGCUACAAUAGUACAGUAGGACACUGACUAUGGUUGCCAAAAUGAGACAGAAAUGCUCUGGUCAAAUUGAUUACAGAUUCACCUGAGAUAAGCAACAUGAUAUUGAACCUCUGACGUAAUCAUUGCGGACUUCACUGUACAUCACUGCUUUGGCAGAUGUUGACUUGAUGGUCUAGGAUAGACGGCAAAAUACCGAUUUGAGUUUAUCCAAUAACUAUUUGAACUGAACAUUAUAGUUGUCCUGUUGAGUGAGUGCCACAGCAGCAUUUAAAUAAACAGAUUUACUUUGUA